Melanaphis sacchari is the source of this 1140-nucleotide messenger RNA. RefSeq lists its product as uncharacterized. The transcript has 7 exons. NCBI's taxonomy places the organism in Eukaryota, Metazoa, Arthropoda, Insecta, Hemiptera, Aphididae. The coding region runs from base 66 to 1085 and encodes 339 amino acids. The record is from RefSeq and is a predicted model, not a curated record.
UUACAAGUAUUUUCUACAGAGCAGUGGUUUAAAUAAAAUUUAGUUAAUACAUACUAAAUUAAAUCAUGUUUAUAUUGUUUUUAAAAGAAAAUAGUAUUAUUAUUGGGGUAGUAGUAAUGUUUAUUUUGUGGUUAGUUCUUUUCAAAAGGAUUGCCUGUUUUUUUGAGAAAUGUAUUUCAAUGUAUUCAUCACACAAGUUUAAGUUACCAGAAAUAAAUGUUUUAUUACACUCAUUGACUAGUGGAGUCUUUUGUUUUAUCAGUGUCCCAAUAUGUUUUUCAACGUUUAAACCUUCUUCAUCAUCAAAUUCGUCCUUAAUGUACUGGUUAUUGGAUUCAUUUCGCCAUAUGAUGGAUCAUUGUGCAGUUACAGAAUCUGUGGAUCCAUCAAGAAAUUUUAAGUUUAUCAUACUCUAUUCAUGUUUAUUACACAGCGUCUAUACAUCAUUUACAAACAAUUUUGAUGAAAGACCAUUAUUAAGCACUUUAAAGAAAGGAGCUGUACUUAGUUUUUUUGCUUCUACUUACUGUUUUGGCUGUAUGGAAGCAGGUUUUGUAUUCCUUGGACUGUCUAAUUUAUCGCUUGGAACAUUAGAGGCUGCUAGACUUUUGAAAGUUUGUCAUAACAAAACAAAUAGUUUGGUAAUCAAAAUAUUAAGCUUUGGACAGUUUGUUGUACAUUGUGUUAUUUGGAUAUCAAUUUAUUUAUUCUUGGUGCCAUUUAUAGUUUUAUCGUCAGUUGAAGUACUAAUGAAGAAUAAUGAUAAUCAGCUACCACUAAUAAUUAUGCUAUUCAGUCUUCUAAUAUUUUACUUAAUUGAACUAAGAGAUAGUCCAUUAAACAUGUCAACAACCAGUGGAAAUGGUAUAUUUAGACUAUUUGAAUCUCCUAAAAGCUCACUAUUAGCUGCAAAUAACAGUAGCCAAAAGAAACAGAAAUCAAAAGAAAAUUUAUUGAUGUUGUACCAAACUACUAAAUGUGCUAUGGCAGUAAAGAAAAAAGUUCAAAAAAUUCGAAAAGAUAAACUAUCUACAGCUGAAAUCAAAUCUGAGCCCAUUGAGGUGAUUGAAAUAUUUGAUGAUUGAAAUAUGGCUAGUAACUGUUAUAAGUUAUAUUUAUUUAUUAUAUAUUUUAUGUAAA